CGGCGUCCCCCGAGACCUCCUCCCGGAUUCCGCGCCCCCGGGACCAUGGCCGCGCUGGCGGGUGAAGAUGCCUGGAGGUGUCGGGGCUGUGGGGACCAUGUUGCUCCAAGCCAGAGGUUGUACCGGACUGUCAAUGAAGCCUGGCACAGCUCUUGCUUCCGGUGUUCGGAAUGCCAAGAUUCCCUGACCAACUGGUACUAUGAGAAGGAUGGGAAGCUCUACUGCCACAAGGACUACUGGGGGAAGUUUGGGGAGUUUUGCCAUGGGUGCUCCCUGCUAAUGACAGGGCCUGUCAUGGUGGCCGGGGAGUUCAAGUACCACCCAGAGUGCUUUGCCUGUAUGAGCUGCAAAGUGAUCAUUGAGGAUGGGGAUGCAUAUGCCCUGGUGCAGCACGCUACCCUCUACUGUGGGAAGUGUCACAAUGAGGUGGUGCUGGCACCCAUGUUUGAGAGGCUCUCCACGGAGUCCGUUCAGGACCAACUGCCCUACUCCGUCACACUCAUCUCCAUGCCAGCCACCACUGAGGGCAGGCGGGGCUUCUCUGUGUCUGUGGAGAGUGCCUGCUCCAACUACGCCACCACUGUGCAAGUAAAAGAGGUCCACCGGAUGCACAUCAGUCCCAACAACCGCAAUGCCAUCCACCCCGGGGAUCGCAUCCUGGAGAUUAAUGGGACCCCUGUCCGCACACUUCGAGUGGAGGAGGUGGAGGAUGCAAUUAGCCAGACAAGCCAGACACUUCAGCUGUUAAUUGAACAUGACCCCGUCUCCCAGCGCCUGGACCAGCUGCGACUGGAUGCCCGGCUCUCUCCCCACAUACAGAAUGCUGGACACUCCCAGACCCUCAGCACUCUGGACACCAAGGAAAAUCUGGAGGGGACACUGAGGAGACGCUCCCUGAGGCGCAGUAACAGUAUCUCCAAGUCCCCUGGCCCCAGCUCCCCAAAGGAGCCUCUACUGCUCAGCCGUGACAUUAGCCGGUCGGAAUCCCUCCGCUGUUCCAGCAGCUACUCACAGCAGAUCUUCCGGCCAUGUGACCUGACCCAUGGGGAGGUCCUCGGGAAGGGCUUCUUUGGGCAGGCCAUCAAGGUGACACACAAAGCCACAGGGAAAGUAAUGGUCAUGAAGGAGUUAAUUCGAUGUGAUGAGGAGACACAGAAGACUUUUCUGACUGAGGUGAAAGUGAUGCGUAGCCUGGACCACCCCAAUGUGCUCAAGUUCAUUGGUGUGCUCUACAAGGACAAGAAGCUGAACCUACUGACAGAGUACAUUGAGGGGGGUACACUGAAGGACUUUCUGCGCAGUGUGGACCCGUGCCCUUGGCAGCAGAAGGUCAGGUUUGCUAAAGGCAUCGCCUCUGGAAUGGCCUAUUUGCACUCCAUGUGCAUCAUCCACCGGGAUCUGAACUCGCACAACUGCCUCAUCAAGUUG
Galeopterus variegatus (Sunda flying lemur) is the source of this 1428-nucleotide messenger RNA. RefSeq names its product LIM domain kinase 2 (gene LIMK2). The annotation marks the transcript as partial. Gene Ontology annotation, cellular component: cytoplasm; nucleus. The record is from RefSeq and is a predicted model, not a curated record. Lineage: Eukaryota; Metazoa; Chordata; Mammalia; Dermoptera; Cynocephalidae. Gene Ontology annotation, molecular function: protein binding; protein serine/threonine kinase activity; ATP binding. Gene Ontology annotation, biological process: actin cytoskeleton organization; protein phosphorylation. The transcript is spliced from 12 exons.